CCACAUUUUAUGCGUACAUGUACCAAGCACCAACACGGCUUCCCUCCCGACCUAUGAAUCGCCCUACGCCUUUGCGCAAUAGUGACAUGGGCCUCGUAUGCGGUGCCGCUUGGAAUACGGGGCUCGGCUACUUACAUUAAAAACCCGGCAGAGUGCUCUAGCAUGAAUUCCCAGAAUCAUCAUUUCUAAUCCAUUGAUACGAUUGUUUUUACCCAAUAGAUACAGUAUGCUCUCAUCUCGCUUCCUGAAGCAGUCCCUCCGCGGAGGUCUCUCCAAGGCCACCUCACGGACUCCGCCCGCUGUCCUCCCCCGCCGCCAGUUCGCCAUUACCGCCGUCCAGCGGACCCAGAUCUCCGAGGUAAUCACCAGCGACCACCGCGACCUCGAGGACGCCUACAACCACAUCAAGAGUGCCGCGAACGAAGAGGACCAGGUGAAAUGGCAGAACCAAUUUACCUGGGCGCUGGCCCGCCACUCUCUGGGCGAGGAGCUGGUGGUGUACCCGUCCAUGGAGAAGCACCUGAACAACGGCCCCGAGAUGGCCGAGCACGAUCGCAUGGAGCAUCAAGUCGUCAAAGAACUCCUCUACAAAUUCCAGGGGCUCAAGCCCACCGACCCGGAGUUCAUGCCGGUGCUGGAGAACCUCUGGGGCAACCUCGCACAACACAUCAAGGAGGAAGAAGGGAAAGAUCUGCCGCAGCUGGAGAAGACCUUGGACGAGGGAGAGUCUCGGCAGAUGGCGGCCUCGUUCCACCGGACGAAGCAGUUUGUGCCGACGAGGAGUCACCCCAAUGCCCCGAACAAGCCGCCUUUUGAGACCGUCGCGGGGUUGAUGGCGGCGCCGAUGGAUAAGAUUAGGGAUAUGUUUAGGUCAUUUCCGGAGACGAAGGAUCAGGCGACCAAGUAAAUUCUCAUGGGGGGUGGGGAGGGUGGCUAGGAUGCUGUAUUAUUUUCGAGAUCAC
Molecule: messenger RNA, 962 nt
Organism: Aspergillus brunneoviolaceus CBS 621.78
Lineage: Eukaryota; Fungi; Ascomycota; Eurotiomycetes; Eurotiales; Aspergillaceae
Product: HHE domain protein
Exons: 2
Coding region: 227-907 (226 amino acids)
Source: RefSeq, a predicted model, not a curated record